GGUCACUACUUCACUAGGCUUAGCCAAAUAUGAAAACUUCUCACCGUCCCAGACUCGGCUUCUCCUCCUCUUCCACCACCACCACCGUCACCUACACUCUCCGUAAUGACCAACCUGCCCCUCCCACCUCCACCCAAAUCCCCAUUCAGUCCUCCGAAACCCCGAUUCCGAUCACCGUACAUGUUCCUCAGUCCGCCGCCGCCGUCAAAAUCCAGUCGGCCUACCGGAGCCACUUGAUCCGCAACCUCUACAAGACAAUCGCGGCCGUCCAUUCCGAGGCCGACGAGUUCCAGCGCCUGAUCCAACGGCAGGAGACAGUCGACGCCGUGAGGAGCAGCGAGCGCGAGAAGCUGAGGAUGAACGAGGCGCUGAUGAAGCUGCUGCUGAAGCUGGACUCGGUUCCCGGGGUGGACCCCGCGGUGAGGGAGGCGAGGAGGAAGGUGAGCCGUCGGAUCGUGGGGCUGCAGGAGAUUUUGGACGCGAUUGUUCAGGUAGACGUGGACGGGUUCUGGGGGUGCGGCGGUGGGUUUGGGAGGGACUACUGGAACGACGUCGUGGCGGAGAUGGAGGAGGGGGUGUGUAGGGAGAGAGGAGGUGAGGAAAUGGAGAGGUUUUGUGCUGAGCAUUUGGGGUUUCGUUGCUUACAGAGGUUUCUUAGUCAGCCCUGA
Fragaria vesca subsp. vesca is the source of this 668-nucleotide messenger RNA. RefSeq names its product BAG family molecular chaperone regulator 5, mitochondrial-like (gene BAG5). Bases 30 to 668 code for a protein of 212 amino acids. Gene Ontology annotation, cellular component: plasmodesma. The transcript has a single exon. Lineage: Eukaryota; Viridiplantae; Streptophyta; Magnoliopsida; Rosales; Rosaceae. The record is from RefSeq and is a predicted model, not a curated record. Gene Ontology annotation, biological process: protein folding. Gene Ontology annotation, molecular function: protein-folding chaperone binding.